CAUGGACUCCAGGUAGCUCAGGAUGGAAAGUGGGUGGGCUUAUGGUUUUUUACCAGUCUUCCAGUGCUGCAGUCUGGCAGUCUACCAGUCCUUUCAGGAAGCAAGUCACUCAGCCUGGUUAGUCAGUGAGUAGCAGGUGAAGCGAGCACAAAGGCUGAAACCAGGGCAGCCAAGGCAGCAAGUAGUUUUUCAGUUUGUAUCAUGUUUAUUUUUUCCCUGAAGAGGCCUGGAAUAAACUCUCAGAACUGCAUUUUUUGACGUAUUUUGAGAAUUUUUUGUACUGCGUAAACCCGGAAACCCACUAUUCAUCAAGUAACUAUUUGAUUUACAUUUAAUUUUUGUUCGUUUACUUUUAAGUUUUUCCAUAGACAAGUAGUCACUACAACAAGUAAAAAACCCGGCCUUGGACCUUUGUUUUCAACGAUCUCAAAUCUGCUGAUGAGUGGAUGGUAAAGCCAUGGAGGAUUCCACUUCUUUGUUCUUGGACAAUGUCAGGAGGAGGAAGUGCCACGCCCACAAGCCAUGAGGUGCCUCAGAUAUAAGCCACAAACACUCAUGUCCCUCUUCGAUGACAACGUUCAAGUUAGGAGUCCAAAAACCAACACAACUGUGCAGACAUAUGCAUUUCUGGACCCGGGCAGCACAGCAACAUUCUGCACAGAAAGUCUGGCCAGAAGGCUGCAACUGAAGGGCAAGAGAACAAGCAUUCAGCUGCAAACGAUGGGUCAUAAAGACAUUGUGAGUACAAACAUCAUCUCUGGACUGCAAGUAGCAGCGUUUGAUAAAAAUGAUUUCAUUGAGCUUCCAGAUGUCAUGACACAAAAACGAAUGCCUGUUUCAAAGCGAAAUGUUCCACAACAGGAGGACAUUAACCAGUGGCCAUACCUGCAAAGUAUCAAGCUCCACAACUUAGAUGCUGAUGUAGAUUUACUCAUUGGCACAGACGCACCUAAAGUAAUGGAGCCGUGGGAGCUGAUAAACAGCCAGGAUGAUGGCCCAUAUGCAGUUUGGACUCGAGUUGGAUGGGUCAUCAAUGGACCACUUAGGAGUGAAAGGAGAAAGACAGACUGUCAUGCUUUCACCGCAAACAGGAUUUCUGUACAAAAUCUGGAAACAAUGUUGAUUGAACAAUAUAAUCAUGAUUUCAAUGAAAAAACAUCCCAAGAACAGAUUGAAAUGUCCAGAGAAGAUAUCAAGUUUAUGGAUAUCAUGAACAAUACAGCACAUUUAAUCAAUGGACAUUAUUGCAUUGAUUUGCCUUUUAAGGCUGAAAAUUCCACCUUGCCAGUGAACCGCUGUAUUGCAGAGCAACGUCUUCAAAGCCUUAAAAGGAAGUUUGAUAAGAGCAUCACCUUCAAGAAAGACUACAUUGCAUUUAUGGAUGACAUGAUAUGUAAUGGAUAUGCUGAAGUUGUUCCAAGUGAUCGCUUAGUGGGCAGUGAGGGAAAAGUGUGGUAUAUACCCCACCAUGGUGUUUAUCACCCCAGAAAAGGCAAACUACGAGUUGUUUUUGAUUGUGCUGCAACAUUCAAGGGGACCUCACUGAAUUGCCAGCUGUUACAAGGACCAGAUCUGACCAACUCAGUUGUGGAAGUCCUUGUGCGCUUUAGACAAGAGCCAAUUGCCAUUAUGGCAGAUAUUCAAGCCAUGUUUCACCAGGUCUAUGUUCCAGAGAAACAUAGAGACUUUCUUCGCUUCCUCUGGUGGCCCAAUGGUAACACAUCACAAGUUCCACAAGAAUAUCGAAUGACAGUGCAUCUGUUUGGAGCAGUGUCCUCGCCGAGCUGUGCAAAUUAUGCAUUAAGAAGAACAGCAGAAGAUAAUGCUCAGCAAUUUCCAGCCGAAGUGGUCAGUACAAUUAAGCAUAAUUUCUAUGUGGAUGAUUGCCUGAAAUCUUUGCCUACAGCUGAUGAAGCAUCAAGAGGGAUGAAAGCGGAAGACUUUAUGGAGCAAAGUAAAUGGAUUAAUGGUCCUAAGUUCCUGCUUGAGUCUGAAGAUAAAUGGCCUAAACUGGAAGUAAGGUAUGACUCUCUUCCUGCUGAUGAUUCUGAAAUAAAAAAGAAUGUGACUAUCAACGCUGUUGUUGAGAAGAUUAAAUGCCCUACCAGUGUUUUCAUCUCCUAUUUCUCAUCUUGGGCAAAGCUAAAGACAUCUGUAGCUUGGGUUUUAAAGCUCAAAAAACUCCUUAUUUUGUUGUCUCAAAAAAGACAAGAGUUUUCUGCCAUGUUACAGCAGUCAGCAGAAGAUGGAAACACCAAGCAGGAAAAGGUGUCACAAAAGAUGCAGCAAUUUAAAGCUAGGCUGAAGAAGCAGUGUUUGACAUCUGAAGAUCUGGCUAAAGAUGAGCAUUUCAUUAUUCAGUUUGAACAACAUCGCAGGUUUGGUCCAGAGAUCACCUCGAUCAAAGUCAACAGGAUUGUUUCUAAAGACAGCCAGCUGUACAGACUUGAUCCAGUGUUGGACAAUGGAGUCCUCAGAGUGGGUGGACGCCUCAAAAGAGCUGCUAUGCCGUCUGAAACUAAACAUCCUGUCAUCCUGUCCAAAGACAUGCAUGUGGCAACAUUAAUUCUGUUCUACAUUCACCAUCUGCUUGGUCAUGCAGGAAGAAACCACAUGCUGUCCAGGCUGCAUGUGACGGCACCCAGAGGAUGUUGGCAGAUGGGGAGAGUCCUGGCGGUCAACGCUGAUGCACGAGGACUGGUUCGUUCAGUGCAACUUCGGACCAAAACCAGUGUGUUGGAGAGACCAGUGACGAAGCUCUGCUUGCUUUUGGAAGCAUCUGCGGACUAA
Fundulus heteroclitus (mummichog) is the source of this 2790-nucleotide messenger RNA. RefSeq lists its product as uncharacterized. NCBI's taxonomy places the organism in Eukaryota, Metazoa, Chordata, Actinopteri, Cyprinodontiformes, Fundulidae. The transcript is spliced from 3 exons. The record is from RefSeq and is a predicted model, not a curated record. Bases 523 to 2790 code for a protein of 755 amino acids.